CUAUAGUAUGGUACCGGAGACUGAUGGAGUCAAUUCUCUCUGUUUGAAUGCAUUACAACUAUGCACUGUUCACGAAGACAAUAAUCCUAGUAUACUGUCGAAUGAUGCAUUCUCAAGGGCCUCAUCAACUGAAGAAGUAUUCCUAGACGGUAAAUGGUGUGAAGUUACAGGAUCAAAUGUUAGUCUAUUCGAUUCAUCGACUUCAAAUAAGAUUAUGAGUCCUACAUGGGUUCCAUCAUUUCGUUCCAAUGAUGGAGCAUCGUUGAAUGUUACACCACAGAAAACACUGAUGCAGAAUAUUCAAACAAAUAUGGAUUUAGUAGAGAAUGAAUUGGUAACGUUAAUCAGCAGUUUGAAUGUGCAUAAAGAUGAAGAUCAAGAUGAGUACAGUCCACUGAACGAUGACCUAUGGAAAAUUAAGCCAGCUGUCAGCUGCAGUACACCAUCGAUUGGCACUAGUAGUAACGCCUUCAAUAAUCCGCUAGAUUUUUCACCACCACCAUUACCAUCACGGAGAAUGACUUCCAGUCCUAUUUAUACAUCAUCAUUACCUAAUCAGGAUGAAGUGAAUUUAUUUUUUCCUAUAUACCCAGCUAUCAGUAGACCAAUACAAUCACCAAUUCCUCAACAAAGAGCUCAUUGCGUAAGUUCAUCAAUAAACACUAUUCAACAAAACAGAAAUACUCGUCGAUUUAAGCCAUAUCCACCAAUACAACGCAUUCCAUCAAACACAGAUUUCAAUCAAUCUCACAGUCUUCUUGAAAGGUCAUUUUUGCAAUCGAAUCAAUCUGAAAAUUUCUUGGCAUCAACAGAAACCGGAGCUCUACAACAGUACAGACAAUUUCUAACCCCUCAAAGCAGUGUAAAAAACAGAGAAGGUUGAGGAAUAAGAGUAAUUUCUAUCGAACAUGAGAGAUACUGUGUGUGUCUGAUACUCAACUAUGUGGAAUGCAAAUGAAUAAACAGGUACCUUGAAUAUGAUCGAGUGUUGUAAAACAAAUAUGUUAUGCUUUUUCUGAUAAAUUCUCA
Heterobilharzia americana is the source of this 1029-nucleotide messenger RNA. The record is from the annotation of a GenBank genome assembly. Lineage: Eukaryota; Metazoa; Platyhelminthes; Trematoda; Strigeidida; Schistosomatidae.